Molecule: messenger RNA, 2981 nt
Organism: Brassicogethes aeneus
Lineage: Eukaryota; Metazoa; Arthropoda; Insecta; Coleoptera; Nitidulidae
Source: the annotation of a GenBank genome assembly
CGAGCCACGCUAGAGGGGGAUCUACGCGACCAAGUCCCGUCACUUCAGUACGGGACGGCCCGCCACACAGCGCACAGCUGCAAUAAGGUCUCAAAGAACGCGCGCGCACCACGAGAAACUUUUCCGAGAGCGAAGAGUGCCGCAAAGUUCCAAACUCUGACCGCUUCCAUUGUGAUCCAGUGCAAUGACUACCAUGAUGAUGGAACAGCACCUGGACGAGUGUAAACCCAUCAAAAAACCUGCUAAGCGCAAAACACCGCCGAAAAACAAGCAGGAACACAACAACAACAUCACCAAAAAACCACGUCUCUCCUCUGACAACAAGGAAGACAUGCUUCUCACCUAUCAGCCGUGGGUCAUACAAACGUACGGGGAUCUCGCGAAAACCAAAACAAUUACUCUCAAAAAAUACGCGCGUAUUCUUCGCACCCUCCGUGGUGACGAAGUUGUGAGUGCCGACAACUCAAAAUUCCGUUUUUGGGUGAAAGCCAAAGGUUUUUGUGUCGGUAAACCCCCAGGUUACGAAGCGAAACCCGCGGAUUCCAUUGUGGGACGUUACAGUGUCUGCGAUUUGGAUGAAGGCAUUCCAGUUGCGAAUGAAAAAAUGUCUGGAUCUGCCAGAGAUCCUCCACUUUAUGUUCCAAAUGCGCCGUUUAAGAACUCAACUGGCGAACCAGUCUACCGAAAAGUCGCUGUAGUAGAAAACUUCUUCGACAUAAUCUACAAUGUUCACGUGGAACUCGAAGGACGACCGGGGAAACAUGCAGGACAAAAAAGGACCUAUCGCACGAUAACAGAAACAUACGCCUUCCUACCACGCGAAGCAGUAACAAGAUUUCUUUUGGGAUGCACAGAAUGUCAAAAACACCCGAGGUCACCAUCGCCAAUAUCAGUGUUACCAACACCAAGUCCUAGCCCCACAUUACCGCCAGCUAUCCACUUGCAACAGCCAGCUGUAACUCCAGACUUGUUCAACAGCGACCAAGAGGUGGUGAACGUGGCACCAUCAAGUCCUGUGAUUAUAAAAGAUGAAGCUCCUCCCGAGCCUAUAAAAAGGUCCAGUAAUCCACUGGAUGUGUGUAAUUUGACAUCGCCUGAUCCUCCAAAAGCGAAGUUGUGGUCUCCAGUUGACACCAUUGAGCGUGACGACAACAAAAACAGGAUGAUGAUGAAUGCAAACAUCGAUUUUUCACUGCCUAUCACAACAACUUAUUUAAAAUACAUGAGAAGUCUUGGCUGUAAUGAGGAGGACGCCAUGAAGUUAGAAAAUAGACAUGAGAACCUUUCACAAGAUCCUUCAGAUAAUCCAGAUGACGAUCAUUUUUCAGGAGGGACCGGAUCGAUCAAAGAGAGCGACAAAAUCAAACUGAUGCUUUUGGCGUGGAACUAUCACAAUCAGAACCAAGGAAACAACAGAAACGGCAGUGGUGACAUGUCUGAACUUCCUUCGGUGCCUGGAGGCGAGGAAAUGGCGGGGUUAUGGGCCCAGUACCACUCGGCUCUGGGAUUGGCCAAAGGGAAGGCCACGCCACCUACGACAAGAGACAAUUCUAGUCCAGUGAACGCGGAAACAGGAUCCGCACACGACGAAACUAGCUCCAGUGGGAAUAAAGAGGACGAAGACGACGACGACGAUGAGAGUGACGAUAAAAUUGACACACACACCCACGAUCCUGAAAGGCUAAAAGCCUUCAAUAUGUUUGUAAGAUUGUUCGUGGAUGAAAAUCUCGAUAGAAUGGUCCCCAUAAGUAAACAACCGAAGGAGAAAAUCCAGGCAAUCAUCGAUUCAUGCACAAGGCAGUUUCCAGAGUUUGCAGAAAGAGCCCGUAAGAGGAUCAGGACCUACUUGAAAUCUUGCAGAAGGAAUAAACGGGCGCGGGAUCCAAAUUCGCCAUGGGAUGCUACAAGACCAACCCCAGCUCAUCUGACAUCAGUACAAGCUGAACAAAUUCUUGCCUCAGCAUGCGAAAACGAGAGUCACAAUGCCAAACGAAUGAGAAUUGGUCUGGAGCCUGUCAGCCAGCCGAUGCCCAUCUUGCCAGGGGUUCAACCUACAGACACAACAGCUCCAAUAAACAGGGGACUGGACUUCUCGAAUAGCACGCCAGUAAAAAUGGAAACCGACGGGGUAAAUAACGUAUUCCCCUCCUCCACCACACCUACCUCCACCUCAAACUCAAUCUCAAAGGGACUCUCAUUGACGCCUGACCUCAAAAAUUCAGCUUUAAGUGUUUCCAGUGCUCUCGGUGCAACCGCUAUGAAUGGAAUUGGUAUAUCUAGUACAGCUGGGUCAGCUCCUACAGCUAUGUACAGGCCCAAUUUUUCACAGGCCUUUCAAAGAGCAGGACCGUACCCGCUAUUUCCAGGGGCCACACCGUUUGGAGCUGGCGGAGGACUGCUUACAAACGGUCCUGCAGAUCUCAGUAUGAAGCAGAAGCCGUUGCUGAAUCACAAGCUUAGUACUGGUGAGAUGGCAGCUGUUAGGCAGCUGAUUACUGGUUAUCGCGAGUCAGCUGCGUUUUUGUUGAGAUCAGCUGACGAGCUGGAGCAGCUGUUGUUGCAACAACAGCAGUAAAGUAAUGAAAAUUGAAUAUUUGUUAGUCAAAUGCCAUAAAAUGAGAAGAACUUUUAGGUUUUUUUGUAUUUUUAAAAUGAGAGCCAGUAAAAAUAUUUGAGCCAAUAGUUUGGCGUUUAGGCACAAGUGAUUUAAAGCACUUUCUCACUUUUGUAAUUUUUGAAGAUUGAUUAUUUUAGAAUGUUCGGACUGUUAUACUAUAAAAUCUUGUACAUAAACUUAAUUUUUGCUACUUAUUAUCAGAAGAAAAACUGCUGAAAUUAUGUACAAAAAAUGAUGAUGAAAAGGUUUCCUAGAGUUAAGUGAAAAUAUUUAUUUAUAGAAGUUAGAAAAUAUUAUACAGGGGAAAAUUUUAUUAUAUUUGAUAUAAAUGUUGAGAAUUUAUUCUGAGUGUACCAAAGACAAU